Suillus bovinus is the source of this 409-nucleotide messenger RNA. RefSeq lists its product as uncharacterized. Lineage: Eukaryota; Fungi; Basidiomycota; Agaricomycetes; Boletales; Suillaceae. The coding region runs from base 183 to 404 and encodes 73 amino acids. The record is from RefSeq and is a predicted model, not a curated record. The transcript is spliced from 6 exons.
AUUAUUUCCUUCAUUACACGACCCUCGUCAAGUUCACAGAAAGAAGUGCUAGCCUGAGUUCCCUAUCACCGACCGAAGAUUUUGAAGUAUGCUAUAAAAGAGGAGGAAGGAAUCAUAUCUCUCUCAGCCCCUAGCUUUUCCAAAAUCAACGUUCGUGUGCAGUAACUGUUACUGUUUGGGCUAUGAACGCUUUUCCAAAUGGCACCCGGGUCUUCAAUUGGACUGGAAGUGAAAUCAAGUAUGGUACUCGUGUCUUCUACUGGGCAUCCAGCGGUGAAAUCAAGUACGGUACUGUGCAGGCGAUCAACCGCAUGGCUGAUGGUACCCAGAUUGUGGUGAUAAAGGUGGAUGGGGAAGGCCACGCACGGUUACCUGUGUCCAGCAUCGUACAGGUCAAUCAAUAAGAUUC